AUGGACGACUUCGACUUCUCGUUUAGCGGCUCCCUCCUCGACGCUAACACCACUCUGAGCGUCCUGACCAUCGAUGGGCAGGACGUGAAGCUUGCGAAUGGUCAGGUCAUCACUCUCCGCAAGAAGACCGCUACCACCAAGGCGGUGGAAGAAGAAUCCAUCGCCGGGUCGUUUAUGGAUAUCGACAAGAUAUUUGCCGAAGCCGAGCUUGCCAAUCGCAUUAAGAAUGCCGACAAAGACCUCGAGUUCUUCUCACCAGUGCCAAAGUCAACUACUCUGGAAAUAUGGACGGAAAAGUACCGACCCCAGAAAUUCCUCGAUUUGUGCAGCGCCGGUAACGACAAGGCCUACCGGCAAUUGUUUCGAUGGCUCAAGGAUUGGGACACUCCGGUAGAUCCCGCUGACCCACCAAAACACAAGAUCUUAUUAGUGUAUGGACCUCCAGGGAUGGGUAAGACUCUGGCAGUCCAUAUUUGCGCUCGCCAAUUGGGGUACCAUUUGGAGGAGCUUAACGCAGCCAACUCAUUGGAUCAGCUUCCACUGUCAUCGGCAACAAGCUUUGAUGACAAACGAGCUAAGACGCUGUCAGCUCUCCGCCUCCGCAUUUCUAACGCUCUUAGUGCCAACACCAUCGGGGCCCUGAACAAACCUACGUGUCUUGUAAUUGACGAGAUUGAUCUGGCUACAAACACCGUCGAUAUUGUCAAAGCCCUCAAUGACAUCAUUCGUGACGAUAUCCGUUCGAGUCGAACCUACGACAAUAAGGAUAAGAAGAAACGUCCCAAACGCUUGCUUCGACCGAUUAUUUGCAUUGCCAACGAGAUCUACCCUCAAGGUAGUCGGCACCUGGGGGCAGUGGCGGCGAUGGAGAGACUUAGACCGAUAUGUGACAUUGUUCAGUUGAAGAAACCGGUGAAGACAGGGAUCCACGCCAUUCGUGAUCACUUACAGUGGAUCGCCAAACAAGAAGGAAUCAAUUUGGACCAUAAGGGAGUGACGUCAGUAGUGGAUAUGUGUGAUGCCGAUAUUCGUGCCUGUAUUAACCACCUCCAGUUUGCCUCCAGGGCUGCCAAAUCACAUAGCAAUACCUAUAAGGACGGCCUGGUGUCAUGGACAGAGAUUGUUGACCUAUUAUUCAAGCAUAAUCCUAAAGUUCCCAAGGAUCAGACGUUUCAAAGUCUCUGCGAUACUUUCCUUGGAGAGUCGUCUAAGGCUGCUCCUCACAUUGAUCGGGUGAUGCGAGGAGUGUUCAAUCGAUAUUUGGACUACGAGGAUAACAACAUGGCCAAGCCUCUGGAGAUGGCGGACUGGUUCGCCCACUAUGAUAUCCUCAAUCUGAAGGGAGAUGCCACUCAAGGACUCGGGUACGGGUGCAUUCUGGCCCUUAAGACCUGGGCAACCUACCAAGACGUGACUCGACUGCGAUCAGCAGAACCAGUGGUGGCUAACGCCCGUCACAUGGAGUACGAACUGUUAGACACGAUGAGAAGCAACACCGCGGUGGCUGAGCUUAUAUGGAGUCGCUUACCGGUAAACCUUCAACGGGAACUUGGUCUGGUGUCACUGCAUGGGUUUUUGUCGGUGGUGAUCCCCCAUAUCUUUGAGCUUUUGCAUCCGCUGCUUUCGUCGAAAAUUAAGCUGAAUCUUCUGGACGAGGAGAAGCUGGCGUUGCUGCGGGUAGCCUCGUUCGUCAAGCAAAUGGAUUUACGCAUGGAAACCACCAAGGACCACACUACCGGUCUCCUGUCAUUAGCAUUUAACCCCAGUUUGGACUCAUUUAUUGACUACCGCUCGGAAUGGGCGACUCAGCUGUGGCUGUUUGCUGAAAAGGGCAUUCAAAGAAAGCGGAUACAACUUUUCCCUUUGCUUUUAGCUGAGUUUGAUGCCCCCAAGCCCCAGCAGAAACGACCACUUACACCUACUGAAAAUGGCGGCGAGGCAGCUCCCAAACGAGCGAAAACCACGAUGGAUUUCUUUAAGCAGCAGUAUGACGAUGUCAACACACAGAAGGAAUCCUCGCCAGUGGCAGCAGCAGCUGCAGCACCUACUGAACGUAUUUGGGUCAAAUAUAAUGAAGGGUUCCUGAACGCUGUUCGCAAGACCAUCCACUGGCAGGAUCUCUGGCGAGCCUAA
Molecule: messenger RNA, 2133 nt
Organism: Diutina rugosa
Lineage: Eukaryota; Fungi; Ascomycota; Pichiomycetes; Serinales; Debaryomycetaceae
Gene: CTF18
Product: Ctf18p
Exons: 1
Coding region: 1-2133 (710 amino acids)
Cellular component (GO): nucleus
Molecular function (GO): DNA binding; ATP binding; ATP hydrolysis activity
Source: RefSeq, a predicted model, not a curated record